AUGAACUCUAUUCCUCCUCGAAAUGACGCCCCUCCGUCAAUCCCUUCAUCACCCCAUCGUCCCCAUCACUCCAUCAACCUCAACAACGUCCAGACGACAUUCGGUAAAGAGCAAUUGAUGCGGACCUACCUGAUCUCCGCCGCUCUGUCAUUUGCCCUCGGCUACUAUGCCUGCAACUUUGCCAUAAUCUCGACCAUCUACGACUUUGUCGCCUCUGUUCCAGAGACUACUCACAAGAGAUACCUGUUGUACGCACUCUUGAUCCUCCUGGCCCUCUUUGUCCUGAUCCUUAUUCCUCUCGAACGUAUUGCCAACUUUGAAGCACGAAGGAAACAAGACUAUCCGUUCAGGACAUCUGCUCGAGAGCAUCUGCAAAGACGUGGCAGCUUCUAA
This is a messenger RNA of Gamsiella multidivaricata, 393 nucleotides long. RefSeq lists its product as uncharacterized. The coding region runs from base 1 to 393 and encodes 130 amino acids. The record is from RefSeq and is a predicted model, not a curated record. Lineage: Eukaryota; Fungi; Mortierellomycota; Mortierellomycetes; Mortierellales; Mortierellaceae. The transcript has 4 exons.